Messenger RNA from Aspergillus ochraceoroseus IBT 24754, 2182 nucleotides. It is a transcript of the gene glkA, whose product is annotated as glucokinase glkA. Bases 298 to 1782 code for a protein of 494 amino acids. Gene Ontology annotation, cellular component: cytosol; mitochondrion. NCBI's taxonomy places the organism in Eukaryota, Fungi, Ascomycota, Eurotiomycetes, Eurotiales, Aspergillaceae. The record is from RefSeq and is a predicted model, not a curated record. The transcript has 3 exons. Gene Ontology annotation, biological process: glycolytic process; glucose 6-phosphate metabolic process; intracellular glucose homeostasis. Gene Ontology annotation, molecular function: mannokinase activity; ATP binding; D-glucose binding.
UUUUUGUGCAUUGAUCAAUUGACUUUUCCUUCUUCUUCUUCUUCUUCUUCCCUCUUCUUCGCUCAUGCAUCAUUCUUAUUCCCCGUAUUAUUAUCUUUGUUAUUGUUUUAUUUAACUUCCUAAGGCUCCUUCUGCACAGCCGCCUCCAAGACUUUUCCCCAUUGUCGCAUCCCACGCUCCGUUUCGUUUCCCCUCCAUCUUACUACCCCUCCUCAUCAGCUAACCCCCAUCUCAUAUAUAUAUAUAUAUAUAUUAUAUAUAUAUACCCAAUCAUUUGUUGUCACUACUCCGCCAACCAUGUCUGCUUUGCUGCAAGAGGCUGCGCGCAUCGCGCGUGAGUUCGAUUACCCCGCGGAGGAGGUCCAGCGUGGGGUAAAGGAGUAUAUUCGGGAGAUGGAUGAAGGAUUGUCCCAGGAGAAUACAACCUUGAGCCAGAUCCCGACGUUCGUGACUUCCGUGCCCAACGGCACUGAGAAGGGCCUGUAUCUGGCUGUAGAUCUCGGAGGCACCAACUUCCGAGUAUGCUCAAUUGACCUUCAUGGCGACAAUACCUUCUCUCUUACACAGUCGAAAAUCAUGAUCCCUCGGGAGUUGAUGGCUUCAGGGUCAUCCAAGGAUCUCUUCAUGUUUUUGGCUCGACAGAUUGAAGCCUUCCUGCGUAUUCACCACAAUGAGCAUUUCGAGGCUCAUCUCCGAAGGAAGAGGGCGGGGAAAACGGAGGAGGAUUUAUUUGACCUGGGUUUUACCUUCAGCUUUCCCGUGCGUCAGUUGGGGAUUAACAAGGGUACAUUGAUUCGCUGGACCAAAGGCUUUAACAUCCCCGAUGCUGUGGGCCAGGACGUUUGCGCGCUUCUCCAGAAUGCCCUGGAUGAUUUGGAACUUCCGGUUCGCGUGGCCGCUCUGGUCAACGAUACCGUGGGAACCCUGAUGGCUCGUUCGUACACAUCACCCGGUGCUACCGGGACAUUCCUGGGUGCUAUCUUCGGAACAGGCACAAACGGAGCCUACCUCGAAAAACUUGACAGAGUUACCAAGAUGGACAAAAUUGAACACUCCAAUUACGACAAAUCGACUGGCGAAAUGAUUAUCAACACGGAAUGGGGCAGCUUCGAUAACCACCUGAGCGUCUUGCCCAACACAAAAUACGAUCAACAGCUGGAUGCUGACAGCAACAACCCGGGCAUCCAGAUGUUCGAGAAGCGUGUGUCGGGUAUGUUCCUUGGCGAGAUUCUGCGUCUGGUCUUGCUGGAUAUGCACCGCAAUAAAUCCCUAGGGUUCCUUCAGCCUAACGGGUCGUCGGAUGUUCAUAUCCCAGAGAGCUCGUCCCUCUACCGCCAAUGGGGCGUCGAUACUAGUCUGCUCAGCUUGGUCGAAGCUGAUAAGUCUCCUAGCUUCGAGGAGACCAAGCUCGCUUUGAAGGACCACUUGAAGAUCGAGCGUCCCAGCGAUACUGAUUGCAAGGCCAUCCAAACCAUUGUACACGCCAUCGGCAAGCGUGCUGCUCGUCUGAGUGCUGUCCCUCUUGCUGCUAUUCUCAUUUCCACGCGUAAACUGGAAACCGAUGACAUGGUGGACAUUGGCGUCGAUGGAAGUCUGGUCGAAUUUUACCCCGGCUUUGAGGGGUAUAUGAGGGACGCCCUACGAGAGGUACCGGAAUUAGGCCCUGCUGGCGAGAAGAAGGUACGGAUCGGUAUCUCCAAGGAUGGUAGCGGAGUUGGGGCCGCUUUGAUUGCGCUUGUUGCAAGUAAAGAGGAGAAAAGGGCGUCCAAAAACGUGAAAUGAUUGAGAUGUGGUGACGACUUUCCUUUUCUUGACCCCCUUCCUUAUUCCGACCUCUCUUGUUCUUUUAUCGCAUAGGCCUCAAGGGUAUUGCUACUAGCCGAAGCGUCUUGAUAUGUUCUUCAUAUACGCACCCGGGUUAUCCUCCCGGAUGCUGGUCUGGUUCUACCCUGGCCGUAGUCGGGUCCUUGGUGUCGACAAGCGGAGCUGGUUAGGAAGAAGGGAGAUGUAUCAUUAUUUUCUGGAUUGAAUGGCGUUCUUACUUAUGUGUUUCUUUCUGCACGCAUCACAAAGAAUUCAGUAUAUACCUCUCAAGAUAACCUUCGAUGACAGAAGCAAUAACAAGAGUUGUCUUUUGAUUCUCCGUACCUCAGCACCCAACAGUCGGUAUGAAAUUCUGCCA